Sceloporus undulatus (fence lizard) is the source of this 762-nucleotide messenger RNA. RefSeq lists its product as uncharacterized. The transcript has 3 exons. The record is from RefSeq and is a predicted model, not a curated record. Lineage: Eukaryota; Metazoa; Chordata; Lepidosauria; Squamata; Phrynosomatidae. The coding region runs from base 40 to 762 and encodes 240 amino acids.
GGUGGCUCAGAGCAGUUGGGAAGGCAGCUGGUUGCCAUCAUGUGGUUCUUCCUGGGCUGCUUGGCACUUUGCACUGGGCUGCUUUGGCUCCAGGAGGAGGAGGGUGGCACGGGUCCCUUGGACGGAGGGUAUGCCCAGAUUAGAGGACUCUGGUGGCUGAGCCUGGUGGGAUGUUACGCCUUGGGGCAUCUCCUGGGUAUCAUGACUUGUUGGAACAGAAGGCAUCCAGAAGAUCAGAGGAAAGCCAAGGUCAUAGUCCAGACGCCUCACUUUCCAGGCCGCAGCUUUGCUAUCGAAUGCAACCUGGACAACUUCACCGGACAAACUGGAGACAGACCUAGUGAUUUGCUGGAGAAACUGGAGAGGGACCUAGUGAUCCUACUCCAUAAUGUCAUCCAGUGUAAGAGGGCCGUGGCUAGUGACCAGUUGGAUAGCAGCGAGGCCCAGCAUGGCCUCCCCUUUGAGAACGUGGUGGUCUACACCAUCCAAGAUAAGAACAAGAAUAAGGCGGCCAUAGUCCACACGCCGGACCUUCCCUGCCGCGGCUGCGUGAUGGAAGCCCAUCUGGACAGUUUCGCUCAAGAAACUGGAGAGGAAUAUAGGGACUUCCUGGAGAAGAUGGAGAGGAACGUAGUGGUCCUACUGCAUGUGCUCCACCAGCAUAAGAGGGCUCUGGCUAGUGGCCAGUCGGCUGGAGAGAGGGCUAGCGGCGCCGUGGCCCAGGACAACGUGGUGGUCUACACCGUCCAAGAGCAGAGCUAA